CUUGCUUUCUCUCCACCACCAUCCUUCCCAACACACUCCCGUCAUGGCUGCGCUGCCACGUCUCGCCGCACGGCCAGCAGCCUCGCUGCGCCCAGGCAUGCCGUCUGCGCGCUCCGCCGGCGUUGCAGCUGCUGCUGCCUCCUCCUCCUCCUCCUCCUCCUCCUCCUCUCGUCGCCUCCACUGCAGCGCCCUCGCCUCGUCCAGCCAGCGCUCCAGCAGCAGCAGCAGCAGCAGCAGCAGCAGCAGCAGCAGCACCGCACCUGAGCCCAUCUCUCUCCUGCACAAAGUCCUGCUCGGCACCGGCGCCGCCGUCGCCUCGCUGCACAACCCGGCGCGCGGCGACAUGAUCGCCCUGCUCUCCGAGCUCAGCGGCGAGCCCGUGCUGCCGGCGCUGCGCGACGCCAUGCUCGCCUCGCCCGAGGGACGCCGCGUGCUGCUGCAGCGCCCGCAGAUUCACACAAAGAGCGUCGACAUGGCCUAUCUUAGAGGCCUGCAGGAGGGCACGUUUGGCAAGGAAUAUACCCGCUGGCUCGACUGGAACAAUGUGGGCCCGGACACGCGCGCCGAAGUGCUUCACGUCAACGACGAGACGCUGCGCUACGUCAUGACGCGCAACCGACAGGCGCACGACAUGCACCACGUGUUGUGUCUCAUGCCCGUGUCGCAUCUCGGCGAGACGGUCGUCAAGAUUUUCGAGGCGGCGCACUUUGGCCUGCCGGUCUCCUACCUCUCCUCGCUCGCCGGUCCGCUGCGCCUGAGCGCCGCCGAGCGCGCCCAGCUCUUCGGCGGCGCCGGCGGCGGACUGGCGGGCUGGGCAUGGCGAGAGGGCAGGCGCGUCAAGCCGCUGAUUGGCGUGUACUGGGAGGAGCGAUGGGAGCAAAACUUCGAUGAGAUGCGCGCGGAACUCGGCUUCGAGGAGCCUUUGCCCAGCCGCAGCCAGCGCAGCAUCGUCAGAGCAGCAGCACACUCCCGCAGCGCAAUGACAAGCAGCAUGUUCGCGCAACGGCUAGUACGCAAGAGGGAAAGAGGCAAGUAGGGCACAUGUGGGUCAAGAUCGAAGCGGGUCAUCGUGACAAGAAAGUGUGAACCAUGUGUGAGCAGGUGAAGCGUGUGGGAGAGGGAG
This is a messenger RNA of Tilletiopsis washingtonensis, 1123 nucleotides long. RefSeq names its product Coq4-domain-containing protein. Gene Ontology annotation, biological process: ubiquinone biosynthetic process. Bases 44 to 1036 code for a protein of 330 amino acids. Lineage: Eukaryota; Fungi; Basidiomycota; Exobasidiomycetes; Entylomatales. The transcript is spliced from 4 exons. Gene Ontology annotation, cellular component: mitochondrion; mitochondrial inner membrane. The record is from RefSeq and is a predicted model, not a curated record.